CAAACCUGCGCGCGCCCGGCUACCCAAGACCAGCCACUCUCCACGAUGGCCAACUACCUCGCCUCCAUCUUCGGUACCGAGCAGGACAAGGUCAACUGCAGUUUCUACUACAAGAUCGGCGCCUGCCGCCACGGAGAUAGGUGCUCGCGCAAGCAUGUCAAGCCAUCGUACUCGCAGACCAUCCUUCUGCCCAAUCUCUACCAGAACCCGGCCUACGACCCCAAGAACAAGAUGAACCCACAGCAGAUGCAGAUGCAUUUUGACGCUUUCUACGAGGACAUCUGGUGCGAGCUGUGCCAGUACGGCUUGGUGGAGGAAGUCGUGGUCUGCGACAACAACAAUGACCACCUCAUCGGCAAUGUCUACGUGCGCUUCAAGUACGAAGAAGACGCGCAAAAGGCCUGCGACGCGCUCAACUCGCGCUGGUACGCCGGCCGCCCUAUCUACUGCGAGCUCUCCCCCGUCACCGAUUUCCGCGAAGCCUGCUGCCGCCUUAACUCGGGCGAGGGCUGUGUUCGUGGAGGGUUCUGCAACUUCAUACACCGCAAGGAGCCGCAGCCAGAGCUCGAGCGCGAGCUGGAUAUGUCCACGCGCAAGUGGCUCAAAGAGCGGGGCAGGGACGAGCGCAGCAUGAGCCGUAGCCCAACACCACCCGCGAGACGCGUCUGAGCGCGCACACUGGUAGCGGAACACGUUGUUCGGGCUUCUCUGGGGUUAUAACGCUGGACUGAUCGAGGUUGAUGUCUUUCUGGGGAUAAUGAGGAGGAUAGUAGGAGAAAGUGUGCGGCGGAUCUGAACAAAGUGGCAAAGUGGGCAAAUAUGACAUCUCGGCUUGUCAGUAUAUUUGUCCCUAGCAAUGGGAAAGCAAGGAAUUCUCGGGGGACAUCAUCAGAGCCCCACGCGGUCAGUCCUGCCAAGGCCAUUGCAAUCCC
Molecule: messenger RNA, 932 nt
Organism: Periconia digitata
Lineage: Eukaryota; Fungi; Ascomycota; Dothideomycetes; Pleosporales; Periconiaceae
Source: the annotation of a GenBank genome assembly